AUGGCAGCAAGGUCAAACCCGCCCGGCCGGGCCCAAAGGGGCCCGCAAAUACCCCACUACCACGUUGCAGCAGGCCGGCUGGAGCGCCGCCGCCACCCAACCACCGCCGUCGCACCUACUCCACCUCCAGGGAGCACCACCGGCGCACCAUGCGCAGCCCGCCCGCCCAGCCCCUCCGGGCCCCGAACUGGGCCGAGCAGGCCCUGCCAUGGCCGUCCACCUGCGCAGCUCCGUCGCCAAUGGCCACGCCGCCGCUCCCUCCACACCACCUCGACGCACGGGUUCCACCCCGCUGCGCCAAACCGCUGGCCGCCGAAGUUCACCGCCGCCCGCCAAGGUCACCACACCCCCGCCGCCGCCACGGGUAAGGUCGACCCCGCCGCCGCGGCACCGCCUGAGCAAGGCCCGGCGGCGGCAAGGGGGGAGCGCGAGGGAGGGAAGCGCCGGCCGGGAGAGAGCGCGGCCCGGCCGCCGUGA
Lolium perenne is the source of this 477-nucleotide messenger RNA. NCBI's taxonomy places the organism in Eukaryota, Viridiplantae, Streptophyta, Magnoliopsida, Poales, Poaceae. The record is from RefSeq and is a predicted model, not a curated record.